Molecule: messenger RNA, 502 nt
Organism: Camelina sativa (false flax)
Lineage: Eukaryota; Viridiplantae; Streptophyta; Magnoliopsida; Brassicales; Brassicaceae
Source: RefSeq, a predicted model, not a curated record
AUGUCGGCUAGAGCAAUACAGCGAAUUAAUGCGGAACACAAGGCCAUGGCUUCCAAUACGUCUGUGUACAGUGUUGGUAUAGACGACGCAUUCAAAUGGCAUGCGACGAUUUACGGACCCCAGGGUACUCCCUAUGCUGGUGGCAUCUUUCGCAUCAACAUUGAGUUUCCUGAAGACUAUCCUUUUAAACCACCCAAGUAUACUUUCGGAACUCGGAUUUACCAUCCAAAUAUCAAUUCCAAUGGAUCGAUUUGUCUUGACAUUCUUAAAGACAAGUGGACUCCUUCUCUCACCGUUGAAAAGGCGCUCCUAUCCAUAAGUGCACUAUUGGCGGCCCCAAACCCAGAUGAUCCUCUUGUACCUGAGAUUGGAGAGCAGUUUAAGAAUGAUAGAUUCAAAUUUGAUCAGACAGCCCGAAAAUGGACUGAACAAUAUGCUUAAAAUUAAGAACUUAAAUAUAUAUAUAUAUAUAUAUAUAGUUGUUUUCGUCAUAUAUCUCCUA